GUUGAGGCAAGAUACGCGGAGGGUGAUUUGUUUUCCUGCGCGCUGCCAUUGGAGGAGGUAGCAGCUGCAGCCGCAGCAGCCGGAUCAGCAACAAAAUCACCAUCCCAUGACCCGUACGCACUGGACACCAGCAUAGAGAGACCAGUGGUGUGUUCUGUCUGUUUCGCCUCAAAGGAGGGAUGCCUUUUGGUCGGUCUUAUGGAUAGGAGCGUCGCUGCGUUGCAGCUGAAGGUGAACGAAAAUGGCAUUAAGGGAGCUACAUUGCUAGGCGGGAUGAAGCUGCCAGCUGGGCCAUUUGAUGCUCGUGCUGCUGCAGCUGUGGACUCAACCACUGGUGCGCCAGCACAAGAGCAGCGGCAGCAGGCAGCAGCAAAUGCGAACCCCUUUUUCUCUUACCUGGGAACAAGCAUCAUUUUUAGCCAUCAAGAGUAUCACCGACGGCAAGAGGAGCAGCAGCAGCAACGGGAGGGUGCAGGAGAUGUGUUUCAGCUGCUGGUGGUGUACGGCCGAGGCUCCAACGGGGCUGCGGACUCUGUUCCGUAUUUAGUAGUUUGUUUGAAGGGUUCAUUUUAUGUGCAGAUGUUCCCUCUCCGCAUCCGUGAGUUGUUGGUGCAGCAGCAGCAGCAGCACCGCCAACCACCCCUGCUCGGACCCUGCCAGCAGACGCUGUGUUUCGGCUCUCCUGAGGACAUCGCCUCUGCCGUCAGCAGCAGCAGCAAUGACACCAACUGUAGCAUUAGCGGCAACGGCAACAGCAGCAGCAACAGUGGGCGUGAGUUCCGCGCGUGGCCCACGACGGACUUCACGCAGCGCUUUCUGGUGGUUGGCGUUUCAGUGAAAAGGUCGAAUGGCUGUCGUUCUUACCUGUGCGUCUUCGACACUCACCAGCAGCAGCAGCAGCAGCAAGUGUUGCCUCUGCCCUGUGUGCUGCUGAUACGUCUGCCCAUACCCCUUGUCCGUCUGGGCGCUGCUGUCCUUACGGGGGCGCCAGCAGCAGAAGGCCAGCGAGUGGAGUCCUUAGGAGGGGAGGCAGCGCUGUAUUGCUACUGCGUGUUCGUAGCAGACCAGGACAGACAGCCGCUGCAGCAACAGCAGCAACAGCUCCAGCCACAGUUGCAGCAGAGGCCAGACCUGCUCCGGGUGCACUACGUCGAGUGCACGAAACUCGCAGCCGCAGAUGGGAACUUACAGUGGCGCUUGCUGCGUCCUCCAUCAUAUGCUGCUGCUGCAGCACCAAGAGGAGCCGCGGAAACCACUGCAGUAACUGCACCGGAACUUGAGGCAACAGGAGACGAAUCACCGGACUCACCUAUUGGUGCUUCAGCUGCUGCUUCUGCUGCUUCUGAAUUAGGGAGCAGCAACAGCAACAGCUCACCAGGUCAACAGGUGGCCCCACUGGGAGAUCCCCUGGAAGGUGUUGGCAUUGCUGGCACCGAAGAAGAGAGAAGAACACGUUCGCGGUCAACAGAAGCUCCAGAAGCUUCUGCCUCUCCAGCAGCUGACCCUGCAAUUGUUAUUGCUCUCUCUGGCCCUCCUGGAGCAACAGCAACAGCGACACCCGCAACGGCAACAGCACCAGGGGGGGCGGCAACAGAAAAGAGCCCCGCGCCAUCGAGUGACCUGCUGAAGUUACUACUAAAAGGUAGCAAGGGAACAAACGGCAGCAGCAAGAACAGUGGAAGCAGUAACACCGGAGAUUCUGCUACUGUUCCUGCUUAUGCUUCCGAGCCAAGCAGCGCGAGACGUGCUCCUUCGCCCGCAGCGGCAGGUUUGCCAGCUGCCGCUGCCAGUAGCAUUGACAAUAUGAGCCCCCGAAGGAGACCAGAUGAGGCGUCACCUACUGCCCCGCCCGUGUCUGCUGAGGGGGAAGAUACAGGGAACCAAGUAGCAACACGUACUGCUACUGAUGCAAUGGCGGCAGCAACAAAGGCUACGCAGAUGUUUGCGCAAAUGCUAAUUCAACAGGGGGGACGUAAAAAAGGGAAACAACAACAGCAACAGCAGCAGCAACAGCAGCCACAACAGCAGCAGCAACAGCAACAGCAACAACAGCAGCAACAGCAACAACAGCAGCAACAGCAACAACAGCAACAACAGCAACAGCAGUCUUCGGGACCCGCACCCUCGUCCUCCAGCACGCCAGCGGAGUCCAUGCCAGCGGUCUCCUCGCCAAGAGGGAGUGCAAAAGGGGCUAUUCGUUUAGGGACUUCAAAGGUGAACAGCAGCAGCAGCAAGGAAACAACAGCAGCAAAAGCUCAUCUUAUGCGACUAGCAUAUACGUGCUGCGCUGCAAUAGCAGCAGGCGUGGACUCAGAGGGUGCUGCUGUGCAGAGCGCGGGCAGCCCACUGACCUAUGAAGCCGUUGAAUCCCUCUUUUCAAAGGCCAUGGAAGGCCUCCUACAAAGAUUCUCUGAGAGUAAGACAAUGACGAUGGGGUCACAAUCCGAGCAGCAGCAACAACGGAUGGAGUCUUCUGUAGCAGCAGAGGUCCACCGACUCAUCUCCACCCAGCUCAAGGGCGCCGUCCGCGAGGCAGUCGAAGAAGCUACAGCCACAGCUCGGCCUUCUGCCCGAGAGGAGUCAUCGGCUGCCGCGCAACAGUUCACGCUUGUGAAGCGGCUGGAGGAAAUCAAAGGUGAGCUGUUUUUUGAGCUUGAGGAGCAACUGCGCAAGCAAGUGAAACCCAUCACUAAUGCCAUAGACAGCCAGCGGCGCCAGCUCCAGCAGCAGCUCCAGCAGCAGCUCCAGCAGCAGCUCCAGCAGCAGCUCCAGCAGUUGGUGCUUCCCCUGCAGCAGCAGCUUCAGAAGAUUAACAACCAACUACAGCAACAAAACCAGCAGCAACAACAACAGCUGCGGCUACUGCAGAUGCAACAGCAGCAGCGCCAACCGCCUGCAGAUCAGCCCUUAAGCACUAAGUUGAAGGAGACAGUUGAAAAAUUGUUUAAGACUCAGGAAGGAUUUUUGGUAAAGUCGGCGUAUGUACAGAACUUCGAUACGGUAGAGAAGGGGCUGGCAGCUCUGCGUUUCCAGCUGAGGGAUUUGCGUGAGGAGGCAAAGCAGAACAUGGAACAGCAGCAGCAGCAGCAGCAGCAACUGGUGUCGUUGCAGCAGCAGGUGCACCAGCAACAGCAGAGACAGCAGCAAUUCCUCCAGCAACAGGAGCAGAUGCUAGCGCAGCUAACAACAAUUACAAAUCAGAUAUCAGUUCUCUCCUCACAAACAGCUGCAGCAGCAGCUCCUCGUCAGCUCUGCGACCGCUUGCCGGCUGCUGGAGAGGACCCUCUGGCUGUACAUGGAAUAGCAGCAGCUGCUGCCGCAGCUGCUGCGGCUGCAGAGAGAGAAGUUUCAGUACAAUUUGCAACACGCCUCGAGGCUGUCCUUGCAGAAGAUAAGAUCGAUGAGGCAUUUGGCUUGGCUAUAUCGGCAGACCUUGAGAAAGAGACGAGGGGAUUUUGGGUCAACUUUGUUUGCAAACAGCUCAAUACUGAUAGAGUAUUCGAUUCUGACACUCCUCUCCUUGGACAGGCGGCGCUUCUCGGAGUCGGAAAAGUUCUCAUUCUUGUUCAUGGCCUGCAGGCUUUCUGGCAAAUUAUACAGAUAUGCGUGCCAUAUGCUCCGGCAGAGAUAUUUUUCUAG
This is a messenger RNA of Eimeria maxima, 3639 nucleotides long. RefSeq lists its product as hypothetical. Gene Ontology annotation, biological process: regulation of transcription by RNA polymerase II. The transcript has 7 exons. The record is from RefSeq and is a predicted model, not a curated record. Gene Ontology annotation, cellular component: nucleus. The annotation marks the transcript as partial. Gene Ontology annotation, molecular function: transcription cis-regulatory region binding. Lineage: Eukaryota; Apicomplexa; Conoidasida; Eucoccidiorida; Eimeriidae.